Parastagonospora nodorum SN15 is the source of this 939-nucleotide messenger RNA. RefSeq lists its product as hypothetical. The record is from RefSeq and is a predicted model, not a curated record. Lineage: Eukaryota; Fungi; Ascomycota; Dothideomycetes; Pleosporales; Phaeosphaeriaceae. Gene Ontology annotation, molecular function: opioid growth factor receptor activity. The transcript has a single exon. The coding region runs from base 1 to 939 and encodes 312 amino acids. Gene Ontology annotation, cellular component: membrane.
AUGGAUAGAACUCUCGACAGACACGAGCAAGAUAAAGUCCGCGCAGCACGUGCCAGCUUCUUCCAAGGACAAAAGCGCAGGACCUCGACUUCCAAAGACUCACCCCUCGACAACUUAUCGAUAACCUCCAGGACUAGUCAAGAUACCAUGUCGUCGAAGAAGUUCAAGUUCUCCGGCAUAACAUCAACUAAACCCUCCGACACAGCGCCCAAAAUGCCACUCAUCGUCCGUUUCUAUGAUAGCAAUGUCCAGGCCCGGGACUCACAUGGCCGCACUCAAGAAGAGAUCCUGGCUUGGCCCGACAGCAAACUCGAGAGCUGCCACAACUACAUCCAGAUGCUCUUCCCCGUUCCCGAGGGCUCGGCGUUCAACUGGGAAGCGCCCAUCAUCGACCGCGAGACCAUGGACGCCUUCCGCUCGCGCAAGGACCUGCGCGACCGCCUACGCUUGAGCUUCGAGCGCAUGCUGGACUUCUAUGGAUUUGCUGUUGAGAUGAAGCCGGAGCAGGAAGCCGAGAAGAGCGAGGAGAAGGAUGAAGAUGCUACUGGGGAUAAUGCGACCGAGACACAAGACACCACCACAAGCAAGUCAGAAGCCACCCACUCCUUUCCACCCGGUAUAACCUCCUACACUACACCCUUCACAUACGCCAUCAUCCGCGGCCCUAAUUUCCGCACAAACUCGCGCAACUGGGCCGUCCGCUUUGAUCACAACCACCUGCGCAUCACGCGUAUACUGCGCUGUCUGCGCAUCCUGAGCUUGCAGAUUGAGUGCGAGGCGUUUUUCAAGGCGCUCAAGGAAGUCUACGACGAUGACGCGGUCAAGAUUAGUGAGCGCUCGUUGACAUAUUGGACGCGCGCGGUUACGCGGCCGUUAUAUGUAGCGCCGGAUGACGACGAGAUUGAGUGGUUAGAGGAGUGGGAGGGGGAGCAGCAGUAG